UGAGGGGACGGGCUCACGUCUGCUCCUCACACUGCAGCUGCUGGGCCGUGGAGCUUCCCCAGGGAGCCAGGGGGACUUUUGCCGCAGCCAUGAAGGGGGCACGCUGGAGGAGGGUCCCCUGGGUGUCCCUGAGCUGCCUGUGUCUCUGCCUCCUUCCGCAUGUGGUCCCAGGAACCACAGAGGACACAUUAACAACUGGAAGUAAAACUCCUGCCCCAGUCACCUCAACAGGCUCAACAACAGUGACACUAGAGGGACAAUCAACUGCAGCUUCUUCAAGGACCUCUAAUCAGGACAUAUCAGCUUCAUCUCAGAAGCACUGGACUCGGAGCACGCAGACCACCAGGGAAUCUCAAACCAGCACCCUAACACACAGAACCACUUCAACUCCUUCCUUCUCUCCAAGUGUACACAAUGUGACAGGGACUGUUUCUCAGAAGACAUCUCCUUCAGGUGAAACAGCUACCUCAUCCCUCUCUAGUGUCACAAACACAUCCAUGAUGACAUCAGAGAAGAUAACAGUGACAACCUCCACAGGCUCCACUCUUGGAAACCCAGGGGAGACAUCAGUACCUGUUACUGGAAGUCUUAUGCCAGUCACCUCAGCAGCCUUAGUAACAGUUGAUGCAGAAGGACAAUCACCAGCAACUUUCUCAAGGGCUUCUACUCAGGACACAACAGCUUUUUCUAAGAACCACCAGACUCAGAGCAUGGAGACCACCAGAGUAUCUCAAAUCAACACCCUCAACACCCUCACACCAGUUACAACAUCAACUGUUUUAUCCUCACCAAGUGGAUUCAACCCAAGUGGAACAGUUUCUCAGGAGACAUUCCCUUCUGGUGAAACAACCACCUCAUCCCCUUCCAGUGUCAGCAAUACAUUCCUGGUAACAUCAAAGGUGUUCAGAAUGCCAACCUCCAGAGACUCUACUCUUGGAAACACAGAGGAGACAUCACUAUCUGUAAGUGGAACCAUUUCUGCAAUCACUUCCAAAGUUUUAACCAUAUGGUGGUCAGACACUCUGUCAACAGCACUCUCCCCCAGUUCUCUACCUCCAAAAAUAUCCACAGCUUUCCACACCCAGCAGAGUGAAGGUGCAGAGACCACAGGACGGCCUCAUGAGAGGAGCUCAUUCUCUCCAGGUGUGCCUCAAGAAAUAUUUACUCCACAUGAAACAACAACAUGGCCUUCCUCAUUCUCCAGCAAAGGCCACACAACUUGGUCACAAACAGAACUGCCCUCAACAUCAACAGGUGCUGCCACUAGGCUUGUCACAAGAAAUCCAUCUACAGGGACAGCUGGCACUAUUCCAAGGGUCCCCUCUGAGGUCUCAGCAAUAGGGGAACCAGGAGAGCCCACCACAUACCCCUCCCACAGCAUAACUCUCCCAAAAACAACAGGGGCAGGUGCCCAGACACAAUGGACACAAGAAACGGGGACCACUGGAGAGGCUCUUGUCAGCAGCCCAAGCUACAGUGUGACUCAGAUGAUAAAAACGGCCACAUCCCCAUCUUCUUCCCCUAUGCUGGAUAGACACACAUCACAACAAAUUACAAUGGCACCAUCAACAAAGCAUUCAACAAUACAUUCCACAAGCACCUCUCCUCAGGAAUCACCAGCUGUUUCCCAAAGAGGUCACACUCAAGCCCUGCAGAUGACACAAGAAUCACAAACCACGAGGUCCGUCUCCCCCAUGACUGACAUGAAGACAGUCACCACCCCAGGUUCUUCCUUCACAGCCAGUGGGCACUCGCCCUCAGAAAUUGUUCCUCAGGACGCACCCACCAUAAGUGCAGCAACAACCUUUGCCCCAGCUCCCACCGGGGAUGGUCACACAACCCAGGCCCCGACUACAGCACUGCAGGCAGCACUCAGCAGCCAUGAUGCCACCCUGGGGCCCUCAGGAGGCACGUCACUUUCCAAAACAGGUGCCCUUCCUCUGGCCAACUCUGUAGUGUCAACACCAGGGGGCCCAGAAGGACAAUGGACAUCAGCCUCUGCCAGCACCUCACCUGACACAGCAGCAGCCAUGACCCAAACCCACCAGGCUGAGGGCACAGAGGCCUCUGGACAAACACAGACCAGCGAACCGGCCUCCUCAGGGUCAGGAACCACCUCAGUGGGCACAGCUACCCCUUCCUCAUCCAGGGCGAGCGGCACAACACCUUCAGGAAGCGAAGGAAUAUCCACCUCAGGAGAGACGACAAGGUUUUCAUCAAACCCCUCCAGGGACAGUCACACAACCCAGUCCACAACCGAAUUGCUGUCCGCCUCAGCCAGUCAUGGUGCCACCCCAGUAAGCACAGGAAUGGCGUCUGUGAUCGUCCCCGACACCUUUCAUCCCACCCUCUCUGAGGCCUUCACUGCAGGGAGACCGAAAGGACAGUCAAGCCCAACUUCUCCCAGCGCCUCUCCUCAGGAGACAGCCGCCAUUUCCCGGAUGGCCCAGACUCAGAGGACAGGAACCAGCAGAGGGUCUGACACCAUCAGCCUGGCGUCCCAGGCGAACGACACCUUCUCAACAGUCAAACCCACACCUCCUUCGAUCAUAUCCAGUGGGCUUACAUCUCCACAAACCGAGACCCACACUCUGUCACCUUCAGGGUCUGGGAAAACCUUCAUCACGGCCCUCAUCAGCAACAUCACCCCUCUUCCUGUCACCAGCCCUUCCUCAGCAUCCACAGGUCACGCCACCCCUCUUCCUGUCACCAGCCCUUCCUCAGCAUCCACAGUAUCCUCGGACUCCCCUCUGAAGAUGGAAACAUCAGGAAUGACAACACCAUCACUGAAGACAGACGGUGGGAGACACACAGCCACAUCACCACCCCCCACAACCUCCCAGACCAUCAUUUCCACCACUCCCAGCACUGCCAUGCACACCCGCUCCACAGCUGCCCCCAUCCCCAUCCUGCCUGAGAAAGGAGUUUCCCUCUUCCCCUAUGGGGCAGGCGCCGGGGACCUGAAGUUCGUCAGGAGGACCGUGGACUUCACCUCCCCACUCUUCAAGCCGGCGACAGGCUUCCCCCUUGGCUCCUCUCUCCGUGAUUCCCUCUACUUCACAGACAAUGGCCAGAUCAUCUUCCCAGAGUCAGACUACCAGAUUUUCUCCUACCCCAACCCACUCCCAACAGGCUUCACAGGCCAGGACCCUGUGGCCCUGGUGGCUCCAUUCUGGGACGAUGCUGACUUCUCCACUGGUCGGGGGACCACAUUUUAUCAGGAAUACGAGACGUUCUAUGGUGAACACAACCUGCUAGUCCAGGAGGCCGAGUCUUGGAUUAGAAAGAUCACAAACAACGGGGGCUACAAGGCCAGGUGGACCCUAAAGGUCACGUGGGUCAAUGCCCACGCCUAUCCUGCCCAGUGGACCCUCGGGAGCAACACCUACCAAGCCAUCCUCUCCACGGACGGGAGCAGGUCCUAUGCCCUGUUUCUCUACCAGAGCGGUGGGAUGCAGUGGGACGUGGCCCAGCGCUCAGGCAACCCGGUGCUCAUGGGCUUCUCCAGUGGAGAUGGCUAUUUCGAAAACAGCCCACUGAUGUCCCAGCCAGUGUGGGAGAGGUAUCGCCCUGAUAGAUUCCUGAAUUCCAACUCAGGCCUCCAAGGGCUGCAGUUCUACAGGCUACACCGGGAAGAAAGGCCCAACUACCGUCUCGAGUGCCUGCAGUGGCUGAAGAGCCAGCCUCGGUGGCCCAGCUGGGGCUGGAACCAGGUCUCCUGCCCUUGUUCCUGGCAGCAGGGACGACGGGACUUACGAUUCCAACCCGUCAGCAUAGGUCGCUGGGGCCUCGGCAGCAGGCAGCUGUGCAGCUUCACCUCCUGGCGAGGAGGCGUGUGCUGCAGCUACGGGCCCUGGGGAGAGUUUCGUGAAGGCUGGCACGUGCAGCGUCCUUGGCAGUUGGCCCAGGAACUGGAGCCGCAGAGCUGGUGCUGCCGCUGGAAUGACAAGCCCUACCUCUGUGCCCUGUACCAGCAGAGGCGGCCCCACGUGGGCUGUGCUACAUACAGGCCCCCACGGCCCGCCUGGAUGUUCGGGGACCCCCACAUCACCACCUUGGAUGGUGUCAGUUACACCUUCAAUGGGCUGGGAGACUUCCUGCUGGUCGGGGCCCAAGACGGGAACUCCUCCUUCCUGCUUCAGGGCCGCACCGCCCAGACUGGCUCAGCCCAGGCCACCAACUUCAUCGCCUUUGCGGCUCAGUACCGCUCCAGCAGCCUGGGCCCCGUCACGGUCCAAUGGCUCCUUGAGCCUCACGACGCAAUCCGUGUCCUGCUGGAUAACCAGACUGUGACAUUUCAGCCUGACCAUGAAGACGGCGGAGGCCAGGAGACGUUCAACGCCACCGGAGUCCUCCUGAGCCGCAACGGCUCUGAGGUCUCGGCCAGCUUCGACGGCUGGGCCACCGUCUCGGUGAUCGCGCUGUCCAACAUCCUCCACGCCUCCGCCAGCCUCCCGCCCGAGUACCAGAACCGCACGGAGGGGCUCCUGGGGGUCUGGAAUAACAAUCUGGAGGACGACUUCAGGAUGCCCAAUGGCUCCACCAUUCCCCCAGGGAGCCCUGAGGAGAUGCUUUUCCACUUUGGAAUGGCCUGGCAGAUCAAUGGGACAGGCCUCCUUGGCAAGAGGAAUGACCAGCUGCCUUCCAACUUCACCCCUGUUUUCUACUCACAACUGCAAAAAAACAGCUCCUGGGCUGAACAUUUGAUCUCCAACUGUGACGGAGACAGCUCAUGCAUCUAUGACACCCUGGCCCUGCGCAACGCAAGCAUCGGACUUCACACGAGGGAAGUCAGUAAAAACUACGAGCAGGCGAACGCCACCCUCAAUCAGUUCCCGCCCUCCAUCAAUGGUGGUCGUGUGGUUGAAGCCUACAAGGGGCAGACCACACUGAUUCAGUACACUAGCAACGCCGAGGAUGCCAACUUCACGCUCAGAGACAGCUGCACUGACUUGGAGCUCUUUGAGAAUGGGACGUUGCUGUGGACACCCAAGUCGCUGGAGCCAUUCACUCUGGAGAUUCUAGCAAGAAGUGCCAAGAUUGGCUUGGCAUCUGCACUCCAGCCCAGGACUGUGGUCUGCCAUUGCAAUGCAGAGAGCCAGUGUUUGUACAACCAGACCAGCAGGGUGGGCAACUCCUCCCUGGAGGUGGCUGGCUGCAAGUGUGACGGGGGCACCUUCGGCCGCUACUGCGAGGGCUCCGAGGAUGCCUGUGAGGAGCCGUGCUUCCCGAGUGUCCACUGCGUUCCUGGGAAGGGCUGCGAGGCCUGCCCUCCAAACCUGACUGGGGAUGGGCGGCACUGUGCGGCUCUGGGGAGCUCUUUCCUGUGUCGGAACCAGUCCUGCCCUGUGAAUUACUGCUACAAUCAAGGCCACUGCUACAUCUCCCAGACUCUGGGCUGUCAGCCCACGUGCACCUGCCCCCCGGCCUUCACUGACAGCCGCUGCUUCCUGGCUGGGAACAACUUCAGUCCAACUGUCAACCUAGAACUUCCCUUAAGAGUCAUCCAGCUCUUGCUCAGUGAAGAGGAAAAUGCCUCCAUGGCAGAUGUCAACGCCUCGGUGGCAUACAGACUGGGGACCCUGGACAUGCGGGCCUUUCUCCGCAACAGCCAAGUGGAACGAAUCGAUUCCGCAGUACCGGCCUCGGGAAGCCCCAUCCAACACUGGAUGGUCAUCUCGGAGUUCCAGUACCGCCCUCGGGGCCCCGUCAUUGACUUCCUGAACAACCAGCUGCUGGUCGCGGUGGUGGAGGCGUUCUUAUACCACGUUCCACGGAGGAGUGAGGAGCCCAGGAACGACGUGGUCUUCCAGCCCAUCUCCAGGGAAGACGUGCGCGACGUGUCAGCCCUGAACGUGAGCACGCUGAAGGCUUACUUCAGAUGCGAUGGCUACAAGGGCUACGACCUGGUCUACAGCCCCCAGAGCGGCUUCACCUGCGUGUCCCCGUGCAGUAGGGGCUACUGUGACCAUGGAGGCCAGUGCCAGCACCUGCCCAGUGGGCCCCGCUGCAGCUGUGUGUCCUUCUCCAUCUACAUGGCCUGGGGCGAGCACUGUGAGCACCUGAGCAUGAAACUCGACGCGUUCUUCGGCAUCUUCUUUGGGGCCCUGGGCGGCCUCUUGCUGCUGGGGGUCGGGACGUUCGUGGUCCUGCGCUUCUGGGGUUGCUCCGGGGCCAGGUUCUCCUAUUUCCUGAACUCAGCUGAGGCCUUGCCUUGAAGGGGCAGCCGUGGCCUAGGCUACCUCAAGACUCACCUCAUCCUUACCGCACAUUUAAGGCGCCAUUGCUUUUGGGAGACUGGAAAAGGGAAGGUGACUGAAGGCUGUCAGGAUUCUUCAAGGAGAAUGAAUACUGGGAAUCAAGACAAGACUAUACCUUAUCCGUAGGCGCAGGUGCACAGGGGGAGGCCAUAAAGAUCAAACAUACAUGGAUGGGUCCUCACGCAGACACACCCACAGAAGGACACUAGCCUGUGCACGUGCGCGUGCACACACACACACACACAAAAGAGUUCAUAAUGUGGUGAUGGCCCUAAGUUAAGCAAAAUGCUUCUGCACACAAAACUCUCUGGUUUACUUCAAAUCAACUCUAUUUAAAUAAAGUCUGACUUUUUGUGUCUUCAAAA
Messenger RNA from Pan troglodytes (chimpanzee), 6625 nucleotides. It is a transcript of the gene MUC4, whose product is annotated as mucin 4, cell surface associated. The transcript has 26 exons. Gene Ontology annotation, biological process: cell-matrix adhesion. The record is from RefSeq and is a predicted model, not a curated record. Lineage: Eukaryota; Metazoa; Chordata; Mammalia; Primates; Hominidae. Bases 90 to 6218 code for a protein of 2042 amino acids. Gene Ontology annotation, molecular function: ErbB-2 class receptor binding.